GGCUCCCGCGGCAUCGGCGGCGCCCCCUCGGUGCCGUCCGGCGGCGCGCUCCACGGGAGGUGGCGGCCGCGCGCCUUGCGGCUCCGGGCCGCGCGGCGCGCCAGCCGCGACGCGGGGGCCCCGCGCGCUGCCGCGGCUGUCCGGCAGGCGGCAGCGGACGCCGGGCCUGCGGGUGGCAGGAGGCUGGGGCUGGCAGCGGCGCUCUGCGCCCCGCUGGCGGCUGCUUUGCCCCGCCGGGCGAGGGCGAGGCAGCUGGCGUUCCAGGAGCGGCAGGUGCUGCCGCCCAAGGCACGCUCCAUGCAGUACAGGCGCAGAACCAGAAGCUGAUCAAGUUAUUGGAAGGGAUCCAGAUCCUCGGCGCGGCCUCGAUUGGCAUCGAGGGCGCUGGUGGAAGGCGCAAGACGGACGAGAAGAUCGUGCAGUUGAUGCAGUUCAAUGUGCAGAAGUCCACGAUCUUCAACAGCCUGAGGCGCACCUACACGAUGGCCGCGGAGGACUUCGGGCCGCUGCUGUCGGCCGACGAGGGUCAGCGCGUGCUCGACCUCUCUGCCCAGCUCGACCAGCAGCUCCGUGACUUCCGGCGCGCCAUCGACGAGCGCAGGGUCGAUGAGGUGAUCAUCAACCGCACCACCUACUCAGCAGGCGAGGCGGAGCUGAAACUGCUCCAGGCACUGCAGUCCAGCGAGGCCUUGCUGCAGCUACUGGAGGCGCCCCGCGGCGACGGCAGGGCGUCCCCCCGCCGCGGCGUGGGCAGGAGCGAGAGCGGCGGCCGCAGCCCCGCGAGGGAGGAGUUCCGCGUCCGGGACUACAUGCGGUUGGACGCGGAGAAGAAGUUUUUUCUUGUCACCACCACGUCCUCUGUAGAGGGAUACGACAAGAUUCUGCGCUAUGACCUCGAAAGGCUGCUGAUGCGACUGGCCAACGCCAUGGUCGCGCUCUGCCUGCGCUUUGCGCCCGCGCCCCGGGCCGGCGGGCACGCGCUGACCCACCUGUUGACCAUGCUCUUCUUCUCCCUCGCCGUCUCCUGCCUCAUCUUUGCGGCGCAUGCCCAUGACACCAGAGCCAUCCUGGGUUUCGACACCAACUCGCUCACGGAGCUGUCGGGAGCCGCGGCGGGGUAG
This is a messenger RNA of Prorocentrum cordatum, 1121 nucleotides long. NCBI's taxonomy places the organism in Eukaryota, Dinophyceae, Prorocentrales, Prorocentraceae. The record is from the annotation of a GenBank genome assembly.